CAUUGUGCGAAGCCACUCAAAGCUAGACGUUAAAACAGUCUCAAUAUUUAAAGCCGAAAGGUGAGCUGGACUAUGUACCAUUAGCGUUACAUGUCUUGCUAAGAUCAGCGGCCUUUGGAAGCUGCUUACGAAGACGUUUCCAGCGUCAUGUCUGCAGAGGAUUCCAUCCGAGAUUCGCAACUUGGCUUCAUUUCUACGAGGGAGGAUUUCACUUAUGGUGAUCUGGAUAGCCCCCAAGAGCCAGGAGGGGGAAAGAGCACAACACGAAGCAGCCUCCGUGCAAGAACACCAGAGCUGGACAUUUAUAGUCAUGGAGAAUUCACUGAUAUGAGAGGCAGCCCUCUCCUGAAGAUGCUGGUGGAGGCUGAAGCAGCGGCUAACUCUGCAGCCAUACAAGUUGUGUCUUUCAAAGAUGCCAUGGAGGAUGAAUUCAAUAGUUCAAGGCAGUCUGCUAGUGAUAAGCGUGAAAUUACAAGACAGAGAGGCCUUCUGCUUGAGAAGCUGGAGAAUUUCAAAUGGAUAAAUAAGUCUGUUCGACAAAAACUGAAGCAAGUGCAGGAAGCAGAGGUUGAUCGAAUUGGAACUGACAAACAAAUUAGUGUCCUGCUGAAGAAGAUGACACAAGCUGAAAGUGAAAAUGUUCAUUUAAAAAGAAAUUUGGCCGAGACAGAAAAAAGAGUUGAUGAACUGAUGGAUCUGCGGCAAAAGGAACAGGCAAACAUGGAGCGCACACUUCAGGUGACCAGGUCUGUGGAGGUCACGCGUGCUCACUUGCAAGGGCAGCUACGCAACAAGGAAGCUGACAACAAUCGUCUGGCUGUGCAACUGCGGACCCUGGACAGAACUCUGAGUGAGCAGAGGAUGGAGAUUGACAAUCUGAUAGCGGCUAUCUCAUCUCUCUCUGAGAAGGCAUCACAGGAGAAGGAAGCCCUCAAGAAGGCCGCCCGAGCCCAGAAAAAGAGAGCUGAGAGAUUUGAAGCUGCUGUAGAUAGAUGCUUCUCUCAGCUGAGAGAGAGGGAUGUUCAGCUGGCCGAUGCACAUUCUGAAAGGGACUCUUGGCGGAGACAACAGGAGCAGAUGACAGAGGAGAGGGUGCAAUUUGUUGUUCAGAUAGAACUACUGAAACACCAAGUAACAGACUUGACAGCAAGGUUGAAGUGGGAAAGAGAUGAAUCCGCUGCAACGAAUGAAAAUGUUAAGCAGAAUGUUGACACACUCAACACUGAAAAUGCCGAUCUUAACGUCAGUAAUGCAGCACUAAAGGCUUCUGUUGAGGAGUUGGAGAAACAGCUAGCUCAGUCUGAGGCAGCUCUGAUCGAGGAAAAAGCCAUCUCGUUGGAUAGGAAACACCAAGCCGAAAAGUACCAAAACCAGGUAUUGGAACUUCAAGCCGAGGUAGAUGGUCUCAGAAUAAAGUAUGAGAGUCUUUUAAAAGAGAUGGAGUAUGAGAAAGAUAGAAAAGAGGAAGUUUGCAUGGUCAAGUGGGAGCUCCAGGGGCGCUUGGAGGAACUGCAAGCUUACCCAGAGUUACUGAGAACAACCGAGCAGAGUCUCAUCGAGAGCCAGGACAACCUGCGACAGUCUGAGAGGAAGUGUUCAGAAAAGUCAGAGUCCAUUAGGCAACUGCAGGUUAAGAUGGACGGUCAAGCUAAGCAGCUCCAAGCAUCCGUGGAGAUGAAGGAGUUAAUUCAUGGGGCCAACACACAACUUCAGGAAAAAGUGAAUUCGCUCUUAAGGAAGAUGGAGGAGCUACAGCAGGAGAAUCUGGAGCUGGUUGGAAAGCUCGCAACCCAAGAAGAAUCUCUCAGCUACAGUAAUAAGCAUCUGGAUCAGCGCUCUACUGAGUGUCAGGCCCUCAACCGACAGCUAGAGACAGUUUUAUUGGAUGUUAAUCAGCAGGUUGCCAAAGUUAAAGAAAAAGCAGCCUCUAGAGACAGAGCUCUUCAAAACAAAGUUUUGGAGCUAGAAGCAGAGAAGAGCCGGAAGGAGACAGAGCUGAAGCUACUUAGACAGAGCAAAUUGUCUGCAGAGAAACAGUACGAGGUGCGUCUGAAGGAGUUGCGGCUCAGCCUGGACCAGUCGGAGAGCCACAAGCAAAGCAUUCAGAACUAUGUAGAUUUUCUCAAAAGCUCAUAUGCAACAAUGUUUGACGAGGGACUUCCACCGUCAAGUUUUGGAUCAUAUUUUCUAAAAUCACACUUUAAGGACUAAACUGUUUGUACGGUUUGAUAUAUACAGAUGAGCCUCUUUUUUUUUAAGUGAACCGUGUAUGUAAGAAUUCAUUUAUAUCACAUUAUAUAGACUGAAGGGAUCAAAUUUUACUUAUAAUUUUGGUAUAUCUGCAUUAUCCGCACUGAAAUGAACAUAUAUCUGUGCAGACAAUGAAGUGCGAUGAGUCUUGCCAUGUUGCGGCAUGCAUCCUGUAAUGCAGAUGAUCUGCCACUAACUGUUUUUGUUUCUUCAUGGCAGUUUCAUGUCAGGUUUGUACAUAAAAAAAAAUGCCACCAGGAAGAAUGAAUAGCACAUGUUUUAAUCCUCAAUGGUUUCAUUACCUGUUUUUACUCAUUUGCUGCAGUGUCUUUAUACGUCAGUGCAAAAUCUGAGUGGGUACUGUGAACUGUUGGUGGUUUUGUGCCUUAUGCCCACAAAAAUAAAUUGAAGUGGGGGGGGUUUUAACCUUUAAAUUGUCCAUAUUUCAAACCUAGCACAGAUGGAUAUUAAAAAAAAAGCUUAUAAUAUUUUCUAAUGGAGUCGUGUUCUGCGGGUCCCUGUGCCCCAGCCAAGCAUGGCAAAAUCAGCCAAUAUCAGUUGAUAUGGUGCUUUGUGCAAAAACGAGGGAUGCACUGAUUCAGCUUUGCCUCCCUAUGGCUGGCAACAAAUUCUCAUAACUCUUAUGUAAGCUGUACUCGGCACGUCCGAUGACAUGGGGUAUUUUUCUAGUCUGGGAAUAAACACCCACUGCAUUGAAACCCGGUUGAUCUGCAAACUUCCCAUGUGUUUGCAUGUUUACUGUUGGCUGAGAGUAUAUGGGUUCGGAGCUCAACAGUAAGACGGAAAGAUUUUAUUCUGCUGUUUUGAUUUUUAAGGGACGCCUUUC
Molecule: messenger RNA, 3097 nt
Organism: Lampris incognitus (smalleye Pacific opah)
Lineage: Eukaryota; Metazoa; Chordata; Actinopteri; Lampriformes; Lampridae
Product: outer dense fiber protein 2-like
Exons: 17
Coding region: 148-2211 (687 amino acids)
Biological process (GO): negative regulation of cilium assembly
Cellular component (GO): ciliary basal body; centrosome
Source: RefSeq, a predicted model, not a curated record